Messenger RNA from Phragmites australis (common reed), 548 nucleotides. RefSeq lists its product as uncharacterized. The record is from RefSeq and is a predicted model, not a curated record. Gene Ontology annotation, biological process: photosynthesis. Gene Ontology annotation, cellular component: photosystem II; membrane. The transcript has a single exon. NCBI's taxonomy places the organism in Eukaryota, Viridiplantae, Streptophyta, Magnoliopsida, Poales, Poaceae. Bases 95 to 445 code for a protein of 116 amino acids.
UCCGCGCCAACCAUGUCCAUCCCCACACACGCCUCCCGCGCCAAGGAAACGCCACACACGUUCGUGCGUGCGUGACCUCGCGUCGAUCCUGGCCAUGGCCACCGCGUCUUUGUCCGCCGUCGCGGCGCCGCUGUCCGUCGCCGGGCUGAAGAAGCCGCUCGGCGCCGUGCCGUCGUUCCAGCCCCUGCAGCCGAGGGCCAGGCCCGCCGCCAGGAUGGCCGUCCGGGCGUCGGCGUCCAUGAAGGAGAAGGCGGCGGCCGGGCUGACCGCGGCGGCCGUUGCGACGGCGCUGGUCCUGCCGGACAUCGCUGAGGCAGCGCAAGGUGAGCUGACCCCGUCGCUCAAGAACUUCCUGCUCAGCAUCGUGUCCGGCGGGGUCGUGCUCGUGGCCAUCGUCGGCGCCGUCGUUGCCGUCUCCAACUUCGACCCCGUCAAGCGGACCUGAUCGAUCGCUUUUUCGUUCGGAGGCACGUCUCCCUCCGCUGUAUGAUGUAACUUGUUCUUUUGGCGAUUGAUGAAACGGAUUUAUGAUAUCGAGUUUGAGUUAA